GUGUUUUACUCAGUGGAGUUGUCUAGUGAUCCUGCUUUGUUUCUUGGGUCUGAAUCAGCAGGCUCAUCAGGAUUGAGGGCUUUUUGAGGGCCCUCCCCCCAUUCGGGCCCUGGGUAGUCAGUCCCACUUUUUCCCCCCACUACAACGCCCCUGAAGGUACGACCAGCACAAGCCACCAGACCCCGAUUCGAGCCUGAUCGGUUUCAUCGAUGAUUUUUGGAAACCCCAUUUCCCUCAAGGAGGUGAUGCUGAGCAAGGACAUUGGAUGGGACUCUAGUUCCCAGAAUCCAUUGCACUGACAAUAGUCACAGAUUGUGUAGACUCCUCAGAUAACUCCUGAUUCAGAGGUAGACUGCAUCUGUAAUCUACGCACUUUGGUGAUGAUGAUGAUGAGGAUUCCAAGGAAGAAGAAGCAGACCGCAGGAGGCAGAGGAGGUCUUGGUUUGACACAGCCCCGGCCAAUCACAGCCUGCGUUAGGGGCGGCGGCUAGCGAGAGCUGGGAUGGCGGCCAUGCCGUUCGUCAGCGAGGGGAAGUGUGUCAGCGUGGAGUGGGACUUCCUGCAGGGACUGCUGGCCAAACCGCCGACCCUGCCCUGCCUGCAGAACCUGAGGAAGGAGAAGUCUCGGAAUGCGGCUCGGUCGCGACGCGGGAAGGAGAACUUUGAGUUCUUUGAGCUGGCCAAGAUGCUGCCCCUGCCGGGCGCCAUCACCAGCCAGCUGGACAAGGCCUCCGUCAUCCGCCUCACCAUCAGCUACCUGCACAUGCGCCACUUCGCCAGCCAGGGAGACCCGCCAUGGGGACCCCUGCUGGAGGGAGGACCCAACUGCAACAAGGCGUUGCGGCGGACCUCCCAGUCUCUGGCCUCUGACAUGUUCGAGCAGCACCUGGGCGCACACCUGCUGCAGUCGCUGGAUGGGUUUGUGUUUGUGGUUAGUCACGAGGGACGUUUUCUCUACAUCUCUGAGACGGUCUCCAUCUACCUAGGCCUUUCACAGGUGGAGCUGACGGGCAGCAGCGUGUUUGACUACAUCCACCCAGCGGACCACGUGGAGAUGGCCGAGCGGCUCGGGAUCAGGCCACACCUCCGGGCCGAAGCCGGCUGCCAUCAGGCCAAUGAGAGCGCCUCCAGCUCCGCGUCUACCUCUUCAUUGGCUGAGACCCCAGAACCAGCCCCUUCCAGCCCUCUGUCCCCUGAGGAUGAGUCCCCUGACAGAGGAUUCUUCAUCCGCAUGAAGUCCACCCUGACCAAGCGAGGCCUGCACGUUAAGUCCUCUGGGUACAAGGUGAUCCAUGUGACUGGGAGGAUCCGCUGUAGACCAGCCCUCAUGCCUGGCCCCGCCCGCUCGCUCCAGCGGCCCCUGGGAUUGGUGGCUCUGGCGCACACGCUCCCGCCCUCCACCCUCAACGAGGUGCGGAUGGAGAGCCAAAUGUUUGUGUUUCGCGUGAACAUGGACCUGCAGGUCACCUACUGCGAGAACAGGAUCUCGGAGUACAUGGACCUGAGUCCUGCUGAGGUGGUGGGCCACACCUGUUACCACUUCAUCCACGUGGAGGAUGUGGAGAACGUCCGGCAGAGCCAUGAAGACCUUCUGCGGAAGGGUCAGGUGGUCACAGGGUACUACCGCUGGCUGCAGAGGCGUGGGGGCUUCCUGUGGGUGCAGUCCUGCGCCACCGUCUCCAUCAACCACAAGGCGCCCCACGAGCGCAACGUCAUCUGGGUCAACUACGUGCUCAGCCGCACGGAGUUGCCGGACACCCCCUUGGACCUGCUCCAGCUGCCAGAGAGCCUGCGGAACGAGCGGGUGCGAGCGACCCCGCCGCCACGGGACGUCCCGUCCCAGACCCAGGGGGCCUCUGUGUCACGGCCGCUAAAAUGCUUGAGCGGGAGGAGCGCGCCGGGGUCAAAGGUGAGGGAGCCCUUCCCCCACCCCUCAGACAGCCAAUCAGAGGAGAGCAGGAAGAGGAUGUGGCGGUCCCGCGCGGAAAACGGACCCCAGGAGGCGCGGAGGCUGAGGGAGGAGCUGCGGGAGGCGAGGGACGAGAGCCCGUCCGCCUCGUCUGACGCGGGGAGCGACAGCGAGGGGGAGAGGCGAGGGGGGAGGGGCGACGGGGAGCGCAGCGCCCGCAGAAAACGGGUGAAGUGCGAGGAGGGGCUGGGGAGCCGGGGGGGCGAGGCCGCACGGGGAGCGGGCGGAAGGAUCCAGAACGGCCGAGCCGUGAUCCAGCACCCGAAGGGCGCGGCCGUCCCACCACCCCCCAGCAUUAAGACUGAGCAGGACUUCAGCGCCUCUGCGUCAGCCAGCGGGGGGCCGCGGUGGGGGCACCCGCACCCCUCCCUGCGCGGCCCGCCCGGGACCCCGAACGGCGACAGCCCCCCCGACUCCACCCUCACCCCGCCGGGAAGCGAGGCCCCGCCCAAGGGCCUGUUUUCGCCCGCCUCCCCGGGCCUGUCCCCGCCCAUGUCGGCCUCCCCGCUGGGCCGGGAGGAGCGGUGCCUCCCCGGGGGGCGGGGCCCGGACUUUGAGCUGCUGCAGAGGCUGGCGGCCGGGGGCGCGGCCGGACGGGUGCUCUUCCACCCCCUGGCGCUCGGCCCCCAGGGGCCCCAGAGCCUGUACGCCCCCAGCACCAUCCGCUACGCCCCCGCCGAGCUGGCCCCCGCCCACGCCAUGUCCGAGGGACUCCCCCCAGAGCACCCCAAGCCGCCGCCCCCGCCCACCUUCUUCCCCCACCUGCAGAGGAUCGCCGCCCUGCCCCCCUUCAGCGGGUUCUCCGCCUCUGACCCCCCCUUCCCCCCCGGACUGCCUUUCUGUGUGAACGGCCUGAGAGGGGCUGCUGGGACAGAGGAGGACUGAGAGAGAGAGAGAGAGGGGGAGAGAGAGAAAGAGAGGGAUAUAGAGAGUGAGAUGAAGAGAGUGAGGUAGAAGUGGAAGAGGAGGUGGAUAGAUAGAGGGAAUGAAGAAACAGGGAAAGACAGAGAGAUGGAGAAAUAGAGGGAGAAUGAAAAGGGAAGGAGGGGUAAAAGGGAAGGGAUGAGAGAGAUGGAGAGAGGGAGUGUGGAGAGGAGCGGUGAGAAGCAGGAGCAGGCUCAACCCCACCAUGAUUCACACGGCCUGAGCGACAGUCCUCCGCCAUGCUAAGCAUUGUGGGAAGGGCCCCCAGCCCCCCUCCUCCAGGCUGAUCAUUCCACUGCCAUCCGGGACAGCGACCACGUUCACAUCCCCGUCACCCCUGACAUUUGCGAAAAGCCAUAAUGUACAUACUGUGAAUGUCAUGAACACGCACCCGUAACCAAAAGCGGCUCUGGGCGGGGCGAGGGGGGGGGUUGUCCCGGACUGAGAGUACGCCCACGUUUAGGGGCGGGGUCGAAGAGAAGUGUCCAGCGAAAGAAUCUGAGACUCUAACGCCAAUACAACAAAGACUGAGGGGAUGGAGAAACACUGGUCUCACCGCAGGGACCAGUGAUGAAACUCUUAAGCACACUGAUAUCACCUAUUUUCAGUUCUCCUCCUUCAAAGUGUUUCUAUUGGUUGUCGAGCAGGUCACACGUGGGUGGGGCCAGGGAACGGCGCGUUUGAGCUAAGAGGGAAUCCUUCCUUGUAAAGUCACACUUUGAGUUUUUAUAGCACCUGAAGCUUAUGGAGCACCUUCACGUGAGGGCCUCGUGUGGCUUCUGAUGGCGGGACCUCAUCCUGCCUAAAACAUGUCCGCCCCUUACUUCCUGUUAGCCGCUGAGGCUCUUCGAUUCCGGGGCGACAGGGCAUCGAUGGGGGCGGCAGUAUGGGCGGCCUGGUUCGGUGAAGCCAUCGGAGAGAAGAAAGAAAACUUCCUUUUUGUUUUGUAUUUGUACUUCUGAACUUACCUCCUGGACACUGAGCUUACGAAAGAAAUAUGGAUGAAGAUGCACAGGACAGGAUCAUGAUCAUGAAAGAUAUUUCAGCCAUAUUUCUCAAACUACCUUGCUGUCACCAGGUGGA
Anguilla anguilla (European eel) is the source of this 3976-nucleotide messenger RNA. It is a transcript of the gene npas1, whose product is annotated as neuronal PAS domain protein 1. Gene Ontology annotation, molecular function: protein dimerization activity; RNA polymerase II transcription regulatory region sequence-specific DNA binding; DNA-binding transcription factor activity, RNA polymerase II-specific. Lineage: Eukaryota; Metazoa; Chordata; Actinopteri; Anguilliformes; Anguillidae. The transcript is spliced from 15 exons. The record is from RefSeq and is a predicted model, not a curated record. Gene Ontology annotation, biological process: regulation of transcription by RNA polymerase II. Bases 503 to 2854 code for a protein of 783 amino acids.